Messenger RNA from Drosophila arizonae, 1159 nucleotides. It is a transcript of the gene kermit, whose product is annotated as PDZ domain-containing protein GIPC-like protein kermit. Lineage: Eukaryota; Metazoa; Arthropoda; Insecta; Diptera; Drosophilidae. The record is from RefSeq and is a predicted model, not a curated record. Gene Ontology annotation, molecular function: protein binding.
UACGGUGCUUUUCUAUGCCCAAAGUGCAGGCAAGUGCAGCCUGGAAUAAUCACAAGCAGAAUCGACGACAGARGAAAGAGGAUUUUUCUAUUACAAAUAUGCCGCUCUUUGCCCGUAAAUCGUCGAAAAGCUCCGAUCACAGUGAUGUCAGUCAGGAUAGCAAAGGACGUAGCAAAUCCUACGAUUCCCAUACACAGAAUAACAACAACAAUCAUCAGAAUAAUAACAAUGAUGUGGACAAGAAGCCGCCGUUGAUCUUCCAUUGCCAAUUAGCACAUGGAAGUCCGACGGGGUUGAUCACUGGCUUCGCAAGCGUCCGAGAGCUGUACAAAAAGAUAGCCGAAUGCUUUGAUAUAUCCGAAGAUGAAAUUUUAUUCUGUACUCUCAAUUCGCAUAAGGUGGACAUGACACGUCUGCUGGGCGGACAGAUUGGUCUAGAUGAUUUUAUAUUUGCCCAUCGCAAGGGCCGGGCCAAAGAGAUUGAGAUAGUCAAGACACAGGAUGCUUUGGGUCUGACCAUCACAGACAAUGGGGCUGGCUAUGCGUUCAUUAAGCGCAUCAAGGAGGAUUCGAUUAUCGAUCGCAUCGAGCACAUCUCGGUGGGAGAUCAUAUCGAGAAGCUGAACGGAGUGAAUAUGGUGGGCAAACGGCAUUAUGAGGUGGCACGCAUGCUGAAGGACAUUGCGACGGGUGAGACGUUCACGUUGCGUCUGGUCGAGCCGGUGCGCAGCGGUUUCCAGGGUAUCGGACCGCGUAGCCAAUCGCGUGCAUCUGGUUCGGCACCUGGACUCAAUGGCGGUCGCAAUUAUGGUUCCGGCAAGGAAACAUUACGCUUCAAGGCCAAUGGCAAUGCACAGAUCGAGCCGAAAUUCGACGAGGCCACCAAAGCGGGCGUCGAAGCCAUCAAUGGAUUGCUGGAAUCCUUUAUGGGCAUCAAUGAUACGGAGCUGGCGUCACAGAUCUGGGAGCUGGGUGACAACAAAUCGAAUUCGAUGGACUUUGCGGAAGCUGUCGAUAAUUCCGAUUUAGAAUCUUUUGGUUUUACCGAUGAUUUCAUUAUCGAACUCUGGGGUGCUAUAACGGAUGCGCGUCGUAAAGGCAAAUAGAAACUAAGCAGAUCCCAAGCGAUCAUCAGUAAUUACAACAAUAACGACAACAA